CAUUCACUGUGUGGAAUCCUUUCUCGAACUUUCCCCGGAGUUGGUGUGGGACCUUCCGUUUUCAUCGAGACCUAAAACGUGUAACCAACUCUGCGGGGCUCCGCAUCACUUAAUCGGUUAUUUGUAUAUUAGGCCAAUGGAGUUCCGCUCCAUUCUACUCUGAAGCCCUUCGGGUAUCCAUGCAACACGUGCUUCCCAUGGCAGUCGUUCCAGGUGCACCAAUUCUGUGAUCUAUCUCUGGAAAGCCUGUGAUCCUUUCUGAGGAUAUUCUCUUGACUCUCAUCUUAAGGAACUACAUCCUUUGUCAUAUUGAGCCAAGAAUUUGUAAGAUGGUGAACAGAAUGCCAGGCUGGCUUGACUUCAUGUCUAUUGCACUGGCUUUCAUUCUUCUCUGGUCGAGGGUUGCAUCAGCAGACUUUUGUGGAUUCGAGAAGAACAAGGCAGAUUGCCAUUUCAGUUAUGAGGGGAUAGAAGUCAAUGUGAAAGGUGUUGUAAACGAGGACCUGGGAAAUUUGGAUUCCCUCACAGUGACAUUCAACUUCAAUAUUGAAUUCAAAGGAGCAUCUCCAUCAAAUUGGUGCCAGUCUUCAGAAGCAGAUCCUUUGUAA
This is a messenger RNA of Darwinula stevensoni, 608 nucleotides long. NCBI's taxonomy places the organism in Eukaryota, Metazoa, Arthropoda, Ostracoda, Podocopida, Darwinulidae. The record is from the annotation of a GenBank genome assembly.